GGGAGUGUUGGGAGGGGGAAUCUUAUUCUACUCCUAGCAAAAAGACAUUUUUCUUCUACUUUAACUAUCCUUAGAAGCUAUUACAUUAUACCAAGGCUUAACACAAAGUUUUCUAUAAGUUUUUCCUUUUUUCCUUAUUUGUACUUCCUUACCCUAUUGAUGUUGGGGUGCCCUUCUCCCAUAAGUUACGAGUCCAUUUACCUCAAGCUUAUUAGCAUAUACAUCAUUAGUUACCAUGGCAUUCUUGUGGGCAGACAUCUGGUGAUGUUCCUAAAGUAAAAUAUCACAAACAGGUACAAACUCGUAAGCUUGUGGUUACCUGUCAGCAGUUCAGUCACUCCAGCCUUCUAUCUUGUGAUAUCUUAUGAUCUACGGUUACUCUUGGUUAGCUGCUUAUGCUAAGGCUUUUUGGGCCUUAUGCCUUGUUUAGCUAAGCUACUGUCUUGUCUUACAUGUCUUUUUGGCUCAUUACAUUACUGCCUUAACUUAUACCCAGGCCUUACCUAGAAAAUACCUACGCCUAUAGGCUACUUAUGAGAGGGCUUCUUCCUUGCAGGUUUGACACACAAUCCCUCACCUGAUGUGCCUUUUAAUAUUUCAGUAGUACCUGGUGAAAUACUACCAGUAUUUCAGAGGUAAGUGGGGUCCUCUCCCCCAAAAGAUCAGAACCCUGUUGUGCUAGGCAAUGUACACAGAGUAAGAGAGUGUUGCCAACUGACAAUUUUAUCAUGGGUGUCACACUAUUUCGUGUUUUUCUUCAAGCUGCUGCUACUGGAGUCAAGGAUUUUGAAUGGAAGUUAGAACGAGAAAUCCUUCUUCCAUCCCCGUCAUCUCCUAAAUGAAUGCACAGAUACAUUCAAGAUGGUGAGCCACGGAUCUUCAGGAAACUGCACUGAUCCUCAUAUGGGAUUUCAGUCCUCCCUGUACGCAACCACUUACACCAUAAUAUUCAUACCUGGUCUUCUGACAAACAGUACUGCAUUAUGGGUUUUAUGUCGCUUCAUCAGGAAGAAAAACAAAGCUGUUAUUUUUAUGAUUAAUUUGGCUGUCGCUGAUCUUGUACAUGUUCUCUCAUUACCUCUUCGAGUGUAUUAUUAUAUAAACCACACGUGGCCUUUUGGGAGUUUCCUUUGCCAGUUAUGUUUCUACCUGAAGUAUCUCAACAUGUACGCAAGUAUUUGUUUCCUUACCUGCAUAAGCAUUCAAAGGUACCUUUUCCUCCUCCAUCCAUUCAAAGCCAAAGACUGGAAGUGCAAGUAUGAUGUCACCAUUAGUGCUGUUGUGUGGAUCAUUGUUGGGGCUGCUUGCUCACCAGUUCCAAUCCUGAGAAGUCCUACCUUAUCCAACAAUACAAACACCUGCUUUGCAGAUCUUGGAGUGAAGCAAAUGAGUAUGGGAGCUUCUAUUACUUCAGUAACAAUAGCUGAAUUAUUAGGGUUUGUGGUCCCCCUAGUUAUUAUUGCAUACUGCACUUGGAAAAUGAGACAAUCUCUACAGGAGUGUCAAGUGCCCUUGCAACAGAGAAGUGAGAAAGAGAAAGCUUUACGGAUGAUUCUGAUGUGUGCAGCUGUAUUCUUCAUAUGUUUCACACCAUAUCAUAUAAACUUUCCUUUAUUUAUGAUGGUGAAACAGAAUGUUAUUACAAACUGCGCCAUACGCAGAAGCACUCUUCAUUUUCAUCCAGUUUCUUUAUGUCUUGCAAGUUUGAACUGUUGUCUGGAUCCAAUCCUCUACUACUUUAUCACAUCAGAGUUUCAGAACAAAUUAUUGCGAUGUAGUGGCUUUGCCCUCAGGAGCUGUCUCGUGGACAAAGAGAGUGACUCAUCUUUCCAAGAAAACAGCGAUGAUAUUAAAACACAAAACCCUUUUUCACGUUUUAAAUUUCGGUCUCUUCCAAAACUCUGGUCAAAUAAAUACACAGAAACUCCUCUAACUGAACCAGAGGUGCUUUUAUUACAAUAAGCUUUUUGAAACUCAAGACCAUUUGUUCAGCAUAGGUGCAGUCCAAAGCUCAAAUGGAGAUCACAUUAAGCCCAGAAAUAUGCACUGAAUAACAUCUCUGGCCAUUACAUCCAGGGUAUCCAGCACAGAAAGACAUUUUAACUUUAUCUUUUUGUUUUUUUAAAUAUCAUCCACCCCAAUCACUACAACCUCCCCAUGCAAAAUUCUCUCACACUGCUUGAGUUACCCGUUAGGUCCCAUAAUUUAUCUUCCUUAAAAAGAUGCUCCCGAAU
Molecule: messenger RNA, 2234 nt
Organism: Mauremys reevesii (Reeves's turtle)
Lineage: Eukaryota; Metazoa; Chordata; Testudines; Geoemydidae
Product: putative P2Y purinoceptor 10
Exons: 3
Coding region: 862-1962 (366 amino acids)
Biological process (GO): positive regulation of Rho protein signal transduction; phospholipase C-activating G protein-coupled receptor signaling pathway
Cellular component (GO): membrane
Molecular function (GO): G protein-coupled receptor activity
Source: RefSeq, a predicted model, not a curated record